UCCGGGGAGGCGGGGGGAAUGUGUACCGCGGAGGAGCGGCCAGCUCAUGGAGCUGCCAGCAGCGCCCACAGCUUCUCACAUUCGGGCGAGGCCAGCUCCUGUCUGAACCCGGAGGCUGCAGUCUACAGUCAGGGGCCGGGGUCAGUCGGUAUUUUCCGCUCUGGUAAACGGAGACGCAUCCUCAGCAUCCCCGGUUUGCUGUCGGCGGUGGCCCAUAUAAUGAUGAGAUUCCAGGAUGCGGUCAGAUUGACACAAAGAAUGACCCGAACUCUGUGCGCACUGUGUAUUUUUCUGUUCCUAUGGGGUUUUCUGUUGGGUACCACCGAGGGAGCUGGGAAGAAGAGGAAUCGUAGCUCCCAAGGGGUAAUCCCAUCCCCAGACAAAGGGCAGCCAAACAAUUCCGAGCAGGCUGGGAACCGGAGUAACGUGGAUGAGGUCUUGGAGUCGAGUCAUGAGGCGCUGCAUGUCACCGAGAGGAAGUACCUGAAACGGGACUGGUGCAAAACACAGCCCCUCAAGCAAACAAUCCACGAAGAGGGUUGCAACAGCCGCACCAUCAUCAAUAGGUUCUGCUACGGCCAGUGCAAUUCCUUUUACAUACCAAGGCAUGUCCGCAAGGAGGAGGGCUCCUUUCAGUCCUGCUCUUUCUGCAAGCCUAAGAGAUUCACCACCAUGACAGUUACCCUUAACUGUCCUGACCUGCAGCCAUCAAUUAAGAAGAAAAGAAUCCAGAGAGUUAAACAGUGUCGUUGCAUUUCCAUAGACCUCAACUAAAGCAACAGUUAUUACUACUAACAUCAUUCAGCAAUUUAUCACAUUAUAUUUCAUAGGCAAAAAUACUGGGACAUACACAUUUAUACAUGUUUGUAUCCUCCUAUCUUUAUUUUGUUCAAGGAACUGGAUUGAAAUCCAAACCCCCAAGUUGAUAAUUUCCACUGUGUGGAAUGUGAAUAGUCAAUAAGAAGGAUAUGAAUAUUUAAAUAAUUAUUUCAAGGCUUUUGUUCUGAAAGUUAUGGGUAUUUAAUAAUUAAUUUGUUUCAUUGCGAGAUUUUAUUCAGCCCAUAAUAUUACAUGGUUGACCAAAAGGGAGGUAAUUUUGGCAUUGUUUGUUGUAGAUUAAUUAAAAUAAUUCCAAGCUAUCUCUAGCAGCUUGAAGUUAAAAUCCAUGUGAACUGAUGAAACAUCCAAUAGUUUAGCUUUGAAAUUUGCAGCACAUCAUGUAUACUUUCAUUGACAUAUAUGUAGGAGUAAAAAGAGGUGGGAAAUCCAACAAGCCCAGGCAACAUCCACCUUCUCACACACAAUUUACACUCACUGUUUUGACUAGCAGAAGAUUAGUUGCAUUGUAAGUAUCCUAGAUCUAUAACCGACCACUGAAUGUGUAUAGGACUUUCAGACUCAGAGAAACAAAAGUGUUUUUGUCAAACCACUCAGUACUAUUAAAUAUUCAACAUGAUCUGUUAUUAAAACAUAUUACUAAUCAACAGGCAGCUUUAACAUGCAGAUUGCAAAAGGUCUUAUGUAUGUAACUCUGAACAGCAGCACUAUGGGAUAGAAUUUCAGCUUCAUGGCCUGUGUGAUAAUGUAUGGUGUAGCUAGUCAUAGCUUUAUUCGACCUGACCAAUUUUCACCAUUUUAAUUAAUGCAGUGGAUAUCAGGCAGGUUCUAUAGAUGGUAUACAAUCCACUCUUGCCAUCUAUUACUACACAGGUAGUGAGGCCAGAAAUCAGAUCCAAUGCUUCAUACAAUAUUGUUUUUCCUCAAUGUUUAUAGUCUCCCUUUGGGUGUGUGUUAAUUUGACUUUUUUUUGUGAUACUUGAAAUGUGCCCUCAAGCAGAACAAAUAAAGACCAAUAAGUGUAACUACUACCACAAUUAUAAAAAG
This is a messenger RNA of Chiloscyllium plagiosum (whitespotted bambooshark), 1884 nucleotides long. Its product is annotated as gremlin-1. Gene Ontology annotation, biological process: animal organ morphogenesis. Lineage: Eukaryota; Metazoa; Chordata; Chondrichthyes; Orectolobiformes; Hemiscylliidae. The record is from RefSeq and is a predicted model, not a curated record. Gene Ontology annotation, molecular function: receptor ligand activity; BMP binding.